GGGGUCAAGCUUUCUCAACGGAACGAACGCUCUCUGGUCCGCAGUCAACUCUGGCAACUGGUAGCGCGUGCAAUGGAAAACUCUGCUCUAAAGUUUCCCCACGAAAUUCGCGAUGUCGAGGAGUCCACCAAUGCGGAAUUGAUGGAGUACUUUCAUGGAGAGCGUACAGGCUUCGUGCAGGUCGGCUCCGAGGGAUACUUCUUUCCCCACAAGUACAAGGAAGAGGCGGAAAGGUAUUACAACUUUGAGGCACGGCCGGAUGAUGUGUGGAUAGCCACCGUGCCCAGAUCGGGCACCACGUGGACACAGGAGCUCAUAUGGCUCCUGUGCAAUGGUCUGGAUUUUGAGCAGGCCCAGCGAAGGCCGCUCACUGAACGUUUUCCAUUUUUCGAGUUUCCCAUAUUCAUGCAUCCCCAAGUCAAGGAGGAGUUACUGGUCAAAAACAAGGAGUCCUCUAGUGCCUCGGAGUUCAUUGAGAAGAUCUCUCGGCCGGGCUACGAGGCUUUGAGCGAGGUGCCGCAAAACCAACGACGCUUCAUCAAAACGCACUUUCCCUUUUCCCUAAUGCCGCCCAGUGUCAUGGAGAAGAAGUGCAAGGUCAUUUAUGUGAUGCGCGAUCCCAAGGAUGUGGCUGUGUCCUACUACCAUUUGAACAGGCUCUUCCGCACCCAGGGCUAUGUGGGAGACUUUGAGCGGUAUUGGCGCUACUUUCAGCGAGGACUAAAUCCCUGGCUACCCUACUACAGCCAUGUGAGGGAAGCUCGCGAGCACGCCCGUCUGGACAAUGUGCUAUUCCUGCGCUACGAGGACAUGCUGGUGGAUCUUCCAGGUACUAUUCAUAGCAUUGCCAGCUUCCUGGAGUGCCCGCCCCAGGCCAAGGAUAUGGACAGGCUGCUAGAUCACCUGAGCAUUCAGAAUUUCCGUAAGAACAAGUCGGUUAACAUGAACGAAAUGGCCUCUGUGGGUAUACUCAAUGAGGGAGAGGCGGGUUUUGUGCGAAAGGGCUCCAAAACAGAGUGCCAACCGCAGAAGGAGUUUGUCGAUAAUCCCAGUCUACUCGUUAAUGCCAACGAAUGGAUCGAACAGAAUGUUAAGUGCUUUAAAACUAUAUAA
Drosophila kikkawai is the source of this 1113-nucleotide messenger RNA. RefSeq names its product Sulfotransferase 4 (gene St4). The record is from RefSeq and is a predicted model, not a curated record. Gene Ontology annotation, molecular function: sulfotransferase activity. Lineage: Eukaryota; Metazoa; Arthropoda; Insecta; Diptera; Drosophilidae. Gene Ontology annotation, cellular component: cytoplasm. Gene Ontology annotation, biological process: sulfation.